CACUACAUAAGGUACCUUAGGGAGUUGUCGGAAGAAAGCAAAGAAAGAAACUUGUAAAGGCUUCGUCAGUAUCCCUCAGAAAUCAAGUCAAAGGCGAUUGUCAGGGCGGUUUAUCAUCACCGCUAUGGCUACAACACAGAUCAUGCUCCCGGGCGACGCCAUACCAGCGACGCAGAUUCCAACAUCCCAGAAACGCAAAAUAGGUCGAGGCCUCCGACAAGAUGUCACGACUGGCGACUUCACAGCAACCAUUGGCGGACUUCUGGAAGUCGACUACCGCAAGAAGACAGCUCAAAUAUCUGCUCCCGAUGCCCGGUACAUCCCCAAAGCCGGAGAUUUAGUGAUUGCCCAAUUCCGCACAUCGUCGACGGACUUUUUCCACCUCCACAUCAAUGCGCACUCGCCUCAGGCGAUAUUGCCACAACUAGCCUUUGAGGGCGCGACGAAGAAAACGCGGCCGCAAUUGAAGCCGAACGACCUCGUUUAUGCGAAAGUCGUGGCGGCACAAAAGAAUAUGGAGAUCGAGCUUAGCUGUGUGAAUCCCAGCACCGGGAAGGCGGAACCGGACGGGCUCGGGCCUCUCACGGGAGGUAUGGUGUUCGACGUGAGCCCCGGCCUGGCGGAGAGGUUGUUGAAGAAGCAGGGCGUCGUGGCGCUGGAUGAGCUGGGGACCAAGUUGCCGGGCGGGUUUGAGAUUGCUGUGGGCAAGAAUGGAAAGGUCUGGGUUGAGUGUCCGGAAGCAGGCGUAAAAGGGGUCUGUGCUGUGGGUAGGUGUCUGAGGGAGAUGGACGAGAAAGAGUUGAGAGAGAAGGAGCAGAAGAAGCUUGUUAAUAAGAUUAUGGGGGAGCUGGAGCGUGGCUGAAGAAAAAAUGCGAAAGCAGGUGGAGGCUUGAACAUAUGUCUCAAGGCAAAACCCAUUUCAAGAGACUUCUGGACGGGAUCGAGAGGUUAAGUAAGGUAUGCAUCAGUACUGGCUGCCACAGCAUCCGGGCUGGUGAUGAAUGGUCACCUUUCCAGCUACGCAGGGGAGCAUCAACCACGGAUGCUUCGUCCGCCAGCUUUCGGAUCAGGAGAUAUGUGUGAGAUUCGCAACUUGAGCAGCAGGGCUCUAACGGUACUGGAGCGGAAGCUGAAAGAAGGUCGUGGGAUUCUUUCAUCAAUGUAUGGACAUGGAUGCAGAGGACGUGUACGAAUAACGAAGACGAUUACCAAUGAGACAUCUGCGUCAAUGGACGGAUAUGACUACGCAGGAC
Molecule: messenger RNA, 1253 nt
Organism: Exophiala xenobiotica
Lineage: Eukaryota; Fungi; Ascomycota; Eurotiomycetes; Chaetothyriales; Herpotrichiellaceae
Exons: 1
Coding region: 125-862 (245 amino acids)
Biological process (GO): TRAMP-dependent tRNA surveillance pathway; exonucleolytic trimming to generate mature 3'-end of 5.8S rRNA from tricistronic rRNA transcript (SSU-rRNA, 5.8S rRNA, LSU-rRNA); CUT catabolic process
Cellular component (GO): cytoplasmic exosome (RNase complex); nuclear exosome (RNase complex)
Molecular function (GO): RNA binding
Source: RefSeq, a predicted model, not a curated record